Molecule: messenger RNA, 3256 nt
Organism: Macrobrachium nipponense
Lineage: Eukaryota; Metazoa; Arthropoda; Malacostraca; Decapoda; Palaemonidae
Product: facilitated trehalose transporter Tret1-like
Exons: 6
Coding region: 222-1643 (473 amino acids)
Biological process (GO): transmembrane transport
Cellular component (GO): membrane
Molecular function (GO): transmembrane transporter activity
Source: RefSeq, a predicted model, not a curated record
GCCAAGAGAGCUCGCUCCCAGCUCCAUUAGAUGAUUUACUCCUAAGUAAGCAACAGUGGAGGGAACAAGUAACUCGCUCCUCCGGGCAUGAGCACUGCUCUUGAAUAGCGUCUCCCCUCUCUGGGAAGGAAGACACCUGUCGCCCGUGACGUCUCACACAGCUCCCCAAAUCGGUAGGCAACUGAAGACAUUGUACUGGAAGUUAUCAUCAUCGAAGCACCAUGACAGAAUCACAGGAGAAAGAUGAGGAGUUCGUAUCAUCAGGAAGUGUCAUAAGACAGGUACUGUUUGGGUUGGUUGUGGCCUUUUCCACAUUAAUGACCGGAUUCACAAGCGCCUGGCCUGUGGUACUGCCGAAACUUCAAGAGAACCCUCGAAGCUUCAACGUCACAGACCAAGAUGUGGCGUGGCUUGUUUCAGUCCAAGGAAUCGUAGGGAUGUUCACUUCCCUGCUUUCAGGACACAUGGUGGAGUACUUUGGCCCCAAGAGACUCCUCCUCAUAAACCUGUUCCCAACCUUUGGCCUGUGGCUCUUGAUGGCCUUCACGUCAUUCCUGAGCAUCCUCUACCUCUGUCGCAUUGGGCUGUGCAUCAGCACCUACCUCUUCAAGAGCUUCUUCCAGGCCUAUAUUGCCGAGCUGUGCCAACCCAAAAUACGGGGAGCCAUUGCAGCGCUACCCGAGCUCAUCAUUUCAGUGGGCGUCCUCAUCAUUUACGUCCUCGCCAACUUCUUUUCGUAUGAGGUUGUGACUGCUAUGUGCGCUGUGCCGUUUCUUCCUCUGUUCUUCCUCGCUAUCUUUAUACCAGAGUCACCUUACUGGCUUAUGAGGAGGAAUAGAAUAGACGAUGUUAAAGCAUCCCUUCAGCGACUUCGUGGGAAAAGUGAUGACGUGAACAACGAGCUCAGACGUCUCACACGUACCAGUAAAGUUCAAGUCUCGGCAUGGUCACAAGUCCACGAGUUGCGUAAGAGGGAAAACAUCCUUCCAGUCUUGCUUGUUCUGUCCAUCCUGUCUCUUAGAGAGAUCAGCGGUCAGACAGCUUUGUUCUCGUAUUCUGUUUACAUGUUCAGACAAGCUGGCGUCGAGUUGGACGCCUUCCUUUGUACGGUCUUGCUCGGGUGUGUCCGUGUCGUCACAACGAUCAUUGCUGUCCCUGCCUUGGACAAAGCUGGCAGACGACCAUUCCUGAUCGGGAGCACCGUCGUCUGUGGCACGUCUCAACUCAUCAUUGGUUUUACCUUGUUGAUGGAAAUGCCUGGUGCUUCUUGGGUUCCUUUGGCCGGAUUGCUGAUAUACGUGGCUGCGUUUGGCCUUGGCCAGGCUGGAAUUCCUUGGAUAUUGAUGGGGGAACUUCUGCCAACUCCAGUUCGUUCAGUAGGGUCAUCGGUUAUUACCUUUAGUUACUGUUUACUUAUGUUCAUCGUCAAUUAUGUAUUCUUCUGGCUGUUGGAGAACUUACGGUUGGGAGGGACUCUGUGCCUCUUUGCUUUUGCAAAUGUCAUUCUUGCGAUCAUUUCAUUCUUCUGGUUACCUGAGACAAAGGAAAGAUCUCUAGAAGAUUUAGAAGUCGCUUUUGCUAAACGUAAGAGACUGGACCAAGAUGACCAGGAAUCUAACCAAGAGGUGACAGCUGAAUUAUGAUCACUUUUGAAUCAUUUCGAUGUGAUAUUAUGUGACCAGAAGGAUGUGUAUAUGGUAGAUGCAUAUGCACGCACAGCUUACACAUUAUAUAAAAUAGGUCCGGGUCAUCUAAGCAACGAGUACAGGCAGAACUUUUUUUCUUUUUAAAACAAUGCAACACCUCCAGCAGGCCUAUAAAUACAUCGUUAGCAGCAAUGUUAACCAACAUUUUGGUCGAAUCGUUGCAUAUGUCAUAAGCUGACUAUCUACUGUGUAGAGUAGUUUUAACUCUUUAACGGCCCUUGCAGUUUUUGUGGGAUGUGCCCCUAGUACGAAAGAUAAUUUUUCACAGAUUUGUUCCCAAGUGGGCUAGCUUGGCAGUUUGUGAUUUAUUAGACUAUAUACUGUAGAACCAAGGUGGACUGACUGAGAAUAUUUUAAAUAUUGAUUCAGGUUCAUAAGCCAAAGUAUAAUUUGGCAUAAUAUAGAAACAUUAAAGAAUGUAAUAUCCUAAAUUGCUCUUUUGGUAAUUAUCAGUUGAAUCCAUUAUUCUUAUAUAACUUUUCUGUUGUUACUGUACCGACGUGUCAGCUAUGCUGCAGUGUUACAGUGUUACAGUGUGCUGGAACAUUGUUCUAGAAGCAGGGUAGUAAUUAAUAAUAGUGUCACACAGGACUAUUUCUCGUGGAAACCCGCUGGCUUUUGCAUCUUGGCAUAUUUAUAAUACUGGUGCUACCCAGAAUGUGUUUUAUUUGCUCAAGAGAUUUAACAAACUACACUCAACAAACUUGAAUAUAUUUCAAUUGAGUUUUGAUGUUUUAAAUUUAAAGUGAUUGUAGUUUAAAUCACCUUGAUUAUGCAUGGUGAACAUUUUUAUGGAAUAUUUUUAAUUCCAGACUAAAUGUUUAUAAAAAAAUAUGUGCACCAAGAAGCAGGUAAGAUAGCAGCACACAUGAUUUGAAAGCUAGAAAGUAUGAUCUUUUGCGCUGGAAAAGUGAGGGAAUGUAUUGGUAACUAGGAACAUUCAGUACAAUGAAAAAUCAAAGUAUUUGUUGCAGUUUAUUAAUUGCAAGGUAUUCGCUUGUAUGUAGAACCUUGAGCACAUUUCUCUAGGCCAACUUUUGCUGCUCCCGUGAGAAAGUUCUGUGUGGUGUAGCCUUACAAUGUAAGACAGCCAGCUACAUUUAUCCUUUAGUUUCUUGGUGUACCUUGCAAUAAUGAAAUAGUGAGUGGAUAAAAGUAACAAUGAAUAGUGUCUUAACUGCAAAGGGUAAGCACAACCCUAAAUUCUUUUCAUUUUCUAAAUGACUGUUGUUGUUUACCCCGAUAAAACAUUUGUACUAUAUUUUUUAGGUAAUUUUGUUAUUAUGCCACUAGGUGUUUUUGCCAUGCGAUGCUUGUGAAGUUCUCAAGGUUCUUGCAUCAUUAAAGACUGGCAAAAUAUCUAUUGAGGACUGCAUUCCUACACCAUUGUGGAUGAGUUGGCCUCUCUAUGUUAUACCAUUGUUAAAGCCUGCACUUACCCUAAGUAACUUAGUGGAGUCCAGAUCUGGACAUAGCUGCUGCUCAUUGUUGUGUCCCAUUUCCCAUCAAAAACAUUUUUCUUAUGGUGAAAAUACAUUUGAAACUCCAUC